AGAGCGAGAGCACCGCGCGCAGAAAACGGACUACUGUAUUCCUGAAAGAAGACAGCGUUGAGGAGUUUGGACACUAGUUUAAAAAAAAUGAGUAUACGGGACUAAACAGCACGGAAUUGAUAAGUAAACACACGAGGUGAUACUUUGAAAGCUAAUAUUCCAUUUGAAAACAGCCGGACAUAGGCUACAACACUCAAAGACCCAAGGAGCGGCGUGUGCAAGAGUUGACGGGAGCCAUGCAGCACUACGGAGUGAAUGGAUAUUCUCUCCACGCCAUGAACUCGCUAAGCGCCAUGUACAACCUCCACCAGCAGGCGGCGCAGCAGGCCCAGCACGCCCCUGACUACCGGCCGUCAGUGCACGCGCUCACCCUGGCAGAGAGGCUGGCUGACAUCAUUCUCGAGGCCCGGUAUGGCUCCCAGCACCGAAAGCAGCGACGCAGUCGCACAGCCUUCACUGCCCAGCAGCUGGAGGCCCUGGAAAAGACCUUCCAGAAGACCCACUACCCUGACGUGGUGAUGCGUGAGCGCCUGGCCAUGUGCACCAACCUGCCAGAGGCCCGUGUACAGGUGUGGUUCAAAAAUCGCCGCGCCAAGUUCCGCAAGAAGCAGCGCAGCCUGCAGAAGGAGCAGCUCCAGAAACAGAAGGAGGCCAACGGAGAGGGGGGUGACAAGGAGGAUGUCAAGACCAAAGACACCUCCACCGCAAGUGUGCCCUCUACCCAGAGCCCUCCACCUCCCUCCUCCUCCACUUCCUCCUCCCUCUUGGAGUCAAUGCAGCCCCAGCCUGCAGAGAUGAACGUGGAGGUGAACGUCACCUCCCCGGAGCCCUCAGACAGCGAGUCGGCCGCCGAAGACAACGGCGAGGGAGAAGAAGAGCUGAGGAGGGAGAGGCUGCAGGAGGAAACGCAGCAGCAGCUUCAGGGGGAGAUGCAGCAGAGGGAUGCAGGGCUGCAGCCGGGAGGCGGCUCUCCGUCCUGCAAACGCCUCAGCCCCACACCAGGUUGGUCUGUCCCAGGGCUCCUACGCCUCGUCCCCCUCAGCCUCUUCCGCCUGCAGGAGCAGUUCCGCCAGCACAUGGCCGCCACCAACAACAUGGUCCACUACCCCUCCUUCGACAUGGGUACCCCCUCCUCCCUGCCCUACCUAGGCAUGAACGUCAACAUGCCCUCCCCCCUGAGCUCCCUGCCCUGCCAAUCCUACUACCAGUCCAUGUCCCAGGCAUCCCUGUCCCAGGCCCAGCAGGUGUGGAACAGCCCCCUGGCAGGUCUCCAGGCUCCUCCGGGCAGCAUGCCCAGCCUCAACAGCAAGACCACCAGCAUCGAGAAUCUGCGUCUGAGGGCCAAGCAGCACGCAGCCUCCCUGGGCCUGGACACACUACCCAACUGACCUGACCCCCCCCCCCCCCCCAGGGCAGGGCCGGGCAGCUAUCAAGGACGCAGCCAGACAUUGCUUAUUUGACUCCCCCGCAGGUUAGAUGCAUAGACCCAGUCCAAUCGCACUACUGCUACCCACCAAACCAUGUGGAUCAGAGAACUCAAAGCUACACUCCUAUAUCACAAAGCCGUCAUCUCAUACCGGGGCAAAUGCAUGGCGGUUAACAGUAUCUGAUGAUCUCAACACUAGAAUUGGGGAGAGUGACAGUAAUAUUAAAGAUGAGCUUUGCAUGCAUCCCGAGACAAGGAUUACAACUGCACAAAGAUUGAACCAAGAUUCCAGCCUCAGAUCAAACCCAUUCAAAGAUUUACAACAGCACAGACUGGCCCUACACAUCCCACAAUGCACUGCACCUGGCAGAUGGACAGUACUUCCUGUUAAAGAGCUACAUCCCACCUGCAAGAAUUUAUUCCACAUUGUACUGUAAAUAUUCCUCCUCGUUUGUUCCCAUCCCAUCUGCUUGGUUAGGGAGUAUAAAUCGGUGUCUCCUUUUGUGUCGAGGACUUAAACAGGAAACAUUCAAGCUAUUUUUGAAUUGUUCCAUUGUGGCUUUAUGCAAAGGACCUACAGUAGAAUGAGCCAAUACCUGCUGGGGUAAAGAUUAUAGUCUACGGUGGGAACAGAGUGACGUUCAAAUAUGAAUCUGUUUAAUCUAGCUAUGUUAUGUUCGCCUGGGUACCAGGUUGUUUCUGCAUAUGCGUUUAAGAGCGCCACAUCUUUACGGAGUCAAGACGGUGACAAAAAAAAAAUAUGGUGUUAUCGACUUAAGCAGAAACACACUGGCACCCAGGCCAAUGCUGUAUGUAUUUUAUCAUUGUAGAGCCCAGACAUGUAUUUCUCAAUUGUUUACUUAAAAUGUGAGUAAUUUAUCUGUUAAAAUGAA
Messenger RNA from Oncorhynchus nerka (sockeye salmon), 2319 nucleotides. Its product is annotated as diencephalon/mesencephalon homeobox protein 1-A-like. The record is from RefSeq and is a predicted model, not a curated record. Gene Ontology annotation, biological process: regulation of transcription by RNA polymerase II. The transcript is spliced from 5 exons. Lineage: Eukaryota; Metazoa; Chordata; Actinopteri; Salmoniformes; Salmonidae. Gene Ontology annotation, molecular function: DNA-binding transcription factor activity, RNA polymerase II-specific; RNA polymerase II transcription regulatory region sequence-specific DNA binding. The coding region runs from base 237 to 1388 and encodes 383 amino acids.